Molecule: messenger RNA, 2958 nt
Organism: Daktulosphaira vitifoliae (grape phylloxera)
Lineage: Eukaryota; Metazoa; Arthropoda; Insecta; Hemiptera; Phylloxeridae
Product: coiled-coil domain-containing protein 40-like
Exons: 13
Coding region: 118-2730 (870 amino acids)
Biological process (GO): axoneme assembly
Cellular component (GO): cytoplasm
Source: RefSeq, a predicted model, not a curated record
UGGCAAUACGAUUAUUUAAACAAACAUUUAAAUUUACAACUUUAUCAUAUUUGUCAUUAAAUUAAUAUCAUUAUUUAAAUUUUUAAUUAAACUAUCUAACCACAAAUUGUAGCCGACAUGGGCACAGUAAAAAAUGAUCAAUUAAUGGUAUUAGAACCAAAUAAUCCUAUAAUGAUAAGAUUUCAAAAGGCUCUUAAUCAACAUUUAUUGAAACAAAAAUUAAAUUUAGAACAAGAAAUAUUGUCUCUGAAAGGAAAUGUUAAAACUAAUCAAGAUAAUAAACUAUUACUUGAAAACAAAAUAAAUGUUUUGGUUCGUCAAAAUGAGGCACAUAAAGUAACAUUAGAUACAUUACAUAAACUUAAAAUAGAAAUAAAAAUGGCAAAAGAACAAGUUGAUAAUCAUAUUGAUAAAGGGAAACAACGAUUUUUAGAUGUUGAUAGAAAAAUUACAGAGCAAAAUAAAAAUAUUUUAGAUUUAAAAAGACAGUUAGACUCUAGUAGGACACUUUUUAAUGAAUUAUUAAAAUAUGAAAAAGAUCAAGAAACAACAUUUAUUUUGUGUAACCAAAAAGAAUCUCAUAUUAAGCAUCACAAAAAAAAAAUAUUAAAUGAACAGCAAAACCAGAAUCUAUUAUUACUUUCUUUGACUCAAGAAAUAAUACAUUUAGAGGACCGUAUUAAAGAGCUUGGAGAACAAGCAGAGACUAAAUUUAAUGAAAGACAAAUUUUGAAUCAAAGAGUGAUGGAUAGCUCUAUUGAUCUUGAUACCAUUAAUACAGACAAUACAAAAAUUGCUUUACUAUGGAAAGGAGUUUUAACCAGCAUUCAACAAAGCGAUAAAACAUUUCACAAAAUAAAAAAUGACUUACAGGAAGCAAAAAAUCAAAACUUAAUUCUGAUAAUGGAAGCAAAUAGUUAUAAAAAAAGUUCACAAAAUGAAUUUAAAAAAAAUGAGGACCUUAUAAGUAACCUAAAUAAGUUAAAACAAGAACAAAUUAAUAUGCAGCAGAAUUAUAAUAAUCAUACUAAUCAACUAAACAAUUUAAGUGAUGAACAUUCCAAACUUUUACAAAUGUUAGAGUUUCAAAGUCAAAAUUUAAGUGAACUAUUAUCUGAACAAAAAUCAUUGCAAAAUGAAAUUAAUGUUUUAGUGAACUCACUAGAACUAAAGUCUAAAAAAAAAUUGAAGAUAGAAGAUGAAAUUGUGCAUGAUUUAAAAAAACAAAUGCUUACUAAUAAUAGUUGUAUUAACAUAAAUAACAAAAUCAGUGAAAUAAAAACACAGAAUAAAAAACAUGAGCUAAUGUUGAUUCAAACUGAAAACAAUCUUUCUCAAACAUUACUAAAAGCAGAACAAUAUCGUAUAGUAAUAUUGAAUUUAGAAAGAGAUAUAGAAGAAAAUACUAAAACUAUGAAGGAAAAAAGUAAUUUAAUUUUUGACUUGGAAACUGAACUAAAUAAAUUACUCUGUGAUAUUCAACAAAAAUCAAGGCAAAUUGAUAUAGAAACAAAAAAUUUAGAAACUGUAAGGAAAAAACAAGAUGAGGGAAAUUUAAAGACACCUCAAGCUCAAAUAGUACAAGUUAAGAAAAAAUUGGAAGAUAUAAAUAAUAACAUAGAUUUUCUUAAAGAAACUUGGAUUAAAAAACAAAAUAAUAAUGUACAGAUGACUCAACAAAGAAAUGAAUUAAUGAAUAAAAUUAAUAAAUUGAAAAAAUAUAAUAUUGUGGCGGAUGCAAAAAAUUUUAAGUUGAAACAAGAAAUAAUAAGUUUAAGUAAAGGAAUUGACCAUUAUAAAAGAAAUUUUACACAUUUGAGAAAUGCUAUUUUAAAAUAUAGUCAAAAUAUAAGCAACACGAAGGGAAAGACUAAUUUUCUAUCAAUUGAAAAUGAAUGGUUACAAAAUAAAUCUGUUGUAGAAUUAAAGGAAAAUGAAAGAGAAUGUUUAGAAUAUGCUGAUCAAUUAAAAUCCAUAAAAAAUGAAUUAGAUGAAACACAAAAUAAAUACAUAAAAAAGCAACAAGAACUCAUAACUUGGGAAGUUAAAAUUAAGCAAAUUAUUGAAAUGAAAAAGGAGAUUGUUAAUAAAGAAGGGGAUAUAGGAGACAUUGAUGCAAUGAAAAACGAAAUACAUAGAAUGCAGAUAAGGGAAAGUCAAUUAAAGAAAACUUUAAAAAAAAUAAUGUUUGAUUUGGAAGGUUGUAUUUCUAAAAGGGAAACUAUUUACAAUACUGUAGCUGCCAAGGAAAGUCGAAUAAAAGGAAAAAGUGAAACUAAACAAAGACUAUUUAAAAAAAUUAAUGAUUUACGAUUAAGUAUACAAAAAAGUAAAAUUGAGUGUAAAAAUGUAGAAAUAAAUGUGAAUAUUAUACAAAAAGAAAAAGACGAAUUAGAAAGUCAAUAUUAUACAUUAAGUCAAGAAUUAAGCCAGAUAAAGAAAAAUUUUGGAGAUAUUAUACAAGAAUUUGAAAAUGCUAAUGGAAUUAAAAUUAGAAAUAUUGAACAUCUCAGUCACAAACAAAGUUAUGCUAGACAUUUAGAUUCAGUUAAACAAGGAAAAUAUAGUUUAUUAAUUAAAGAUGAGUUCAGAAUUGAUGAAGAAUCAUCUGCUGCUUGGAAGAAAAACCAAGAUAUUCUAUGUGUGGUUGAAGCUUUGAAAAAUGACUUUCCAAAUUUGGAUGAUAAAUUUUUGCGUAUAAUCAAUAUCCUUUCAAUAGUAAUUAAAUAAAUAAUAUUGAUGACAUGCAAAAAAUAAUUAUAGUUAUCUUUGAACAAUUUGCUUUUAUAAAAAAUUAAUUUUAUAUAAAUUUUGCAGUGAGUUACUAAUUCUUUAAUUAGAUUAUUAUUUGUCAUUAAAAUCUUAACACUUAGUAUGUUGAGAGCUAUUUAGUUUAAUUAUUGCUAUCAUACAAAAAGUGAUCUGAGGAUAAUUUUAUUAUUUAUUUAUUGUAAUUAA